AUGCAUCCGGCAGCCCGGCUGUCAGUUGUAGCACGUACCAGAACGCGUUUUCAGUUUCGUUGCGGCACCAUUUCUCCGCAGCACGUAGUGGAAGAAGUGGAAACUCCUCACGCCAGAUCCCCUCCAUGGCUACCCACGACCAUUCCCUACAUUGUCAGCAUUUCUAGAGGUAUUUUCCGCCUCCUAACCUGGCACUGCUUCUCCCCCAUCGUCUUGUUUUCAGGUGAUCGCAUGCAACCACCCACCGGUUCAUCCACUAGCGUUCUGUUGCAGCCCCUGGGGCGCCGUCGGGUUACCCAGCUCCGCACGGACGCGAAAAGAAACAUGAUGAAGGGGAGUGGGCGCGGCUCCUCGUCCUUUUGA
This is a messenger RNA of Trypanosoma brucei brucei TREU927, 363 nucleotides long. RefSeq lists its product as hypothetical. The record is from RefSeq and is a predicted model, not a curated record. Lineage: Eukaryota; Euglenozoa; Kinetoplastea; Trypanosomatida; Trypanosomatidae. The transcript has a single exon. Bases 1 to 363 code for a protein of 120 amino acids.